AUGGUCUCAUCACAGGAACUCGAGACGGCCAUCCGGCAAAAGGUGCAAAACGUAUCCACUCUCGUUGUCUCGGACGUCUCCGGUGGCUGCGGACAAGCCUACGAUGUGGUCAUCGUUUCCGACGCCUUUUCAGGACUUACUACGCUGAAAAGGCAUCGAAUGGUGAACGAACUUCUCAAGGACGAGAUCGCACAACUUCAUGCCUUUUCUCAAAAAACAUACACCGUCUCCCAGUACGAACAAAUGUCUUCCUCCUCCGCCAGCAACGAUUCUGCACCUGCUCCUUCUGCAACUAAACCCACCAGCGCAGAUCUACAAGCACCUGCACCAAUCAACUCCACCGGCAGUCGACCGUCUCACAACCGAACCGCUUCCGGCGUCUCCAUCCCGGAACUUACCCUCACCACGGAUGACGAAACCCUCUCCGGUCUGUCCGCCAGGAACGCCGGAAAACCUCUCGGACCAGGCGCUCAACCCGGUGGAUCAACACAGUUCCCCGGAACAGCCGUACCACCACCUCUCAGUCCAAGCAUCUCGAGAUUGCACGAGAACCGCAUCCGCUCCAUCGAGUUCUGGACCGGUCUACGGAGCUAUCUGGAAAUCCAGUUUUCAGGUCACAACGCCGAUGCAGGCGCUGCCAGCCCAGGUCCUUCGGGUAGAAGUCCCGGUGAUGCGGAGAUCGAGAGAAUCUUCGAAGAUUUCUUCCUCUCCCAAAAGCACCAUCUGACCGCUAGCGAUGUGGCCAAGGUCAGAGAUGCGACCGGGAUGUUCGGUAUGGCUGGCGUGUAG
Messenger RNA from Pseudozyma hubeiensis SY62, 789 nucleotides. RefSeq lists its product as hypothetical. NCBI's taxonomy places the organism in Eukaryota, Fungi, Basidiomycota, Ustilaginomycetes, Ustilaginales, Ustilaginaceae. The coding region runs from base 1 to 789 and encodes 262 amino acids. The transcript has a single exon. The record is from RefSeq and is a predicted model, not a curated record.